This is a messenger RNA of Calypte anna (Anna's hummingbird), 2884 nucleotides long. RefSeq names its product CXADR like membrane protein (gene CLMP). Lineage: Eukaryota; Metazoa; Chordata; Aves; Apodiformes; Trochilidae. The coding region runs from base 364 to 1476 and encodes 370 amino acids. Gene Ontology annotation, cellular component: cytoplasmic microtubule; membrane; cell surface. The record is from RefSeq and is a predicted model, not a curated record. The transcript is spliced from 7 exons.
GUGGUGAACAUUGAGCACAGUGUUUCCCCACUGCUUCUCUCCUUUUCAGACAAGCAAAAUUGUUCUGUGAUGCCGGAGAUGUGAACCCCUUGCUGCAUUCCCUCUUCUUUUUUAGAAAACUCCAGGGCCUGAAUUCCCAGCUGCAGAUAUCUGCAAGUUGUCACUACACGGGGAUGGAAUCCGGAGAAGGAGAUGAGCAGUAGAAGGGAAGAAAGAGUGAAGUUGGUUAUUUUUCUGGCACAUGGAUGUAAUUACACUCAGUGCAUUCCAGAGGCGUUCCUUUGAAUCCUGUGCAGGUCUGCCUGCUGUUCCUGGGAGAAAGGAAGAAAAAGGAAGGAAAAGUCCCUCUUGCUUGAAGACGGAAUGUCUGCACUUUCAGUUCUCUUUUUAGCUUCCUGUUCUGUUUGGCUGUCCAAGGCUCAGACUGAAUUUAAGAGGGUUGCUGAGGAGAACGUGACCCUGCCCUGUCACCACCGCCUGGGGCUCCUGGAGCAGGGCAGCCUGGACAUUGAGUGGCUGCUGCACAGCUCAGAAACGGUGCAAAAAGCGGUGAUCACUUACUCUGGAGGCCGUGUUUAUGAUGACCUGAACGAGGAGCAGAAAGGACGUGUUUCCUUCACCUCCAACUUCCUUGCUGGAGAUGCCUCCUUACAGAUCAUAUCCCUGCAGUCCAGUGAUGCAGGGAAGUACAUAUGUAAGGUUAAAAAUGCUGGGCAGUAUGAAUGGGCUCACAUCACCCUGAAGGUUGUAGAAAAACCUUCCAAGCCCAAAUGCUGGCUAGAAGGGGAGCUGCUGGAAGGAAAGGAACUGUCCUUGCAGUGUCACUCUGCCUCGGGCACCGCACCCAUCUCCUACCGAUGGCACCGUAUAAAUGAGGCUGAGAGAGCUGAGCACCUGCCCCCGACAUCCAGAGUCAACAUUUCUAACCCUGGACAAGUCCUGCUGAAGAACCUUACCCAGAUGAGCACAGGGUUGUACCAGUGCAUUGCCACCAACGAGGCAGGGACAGAAAGCUGUGUUGUUCAGGUGACAGUACAACAUGCCCAAAAUAUUGGCAUGAUUGCUGGGGCAGUUUGUGGUGUGGUGGUGGGACUUUCCCUCCUUUUCCUGGUGGUGAGACUGACAAUAAGGAGGAAAGAAAAGAAAAGAUAUGAGGAAGAGGAGACGCCAAAUGAAAUCAGAGAAGAUGCAGAGGCACCCAAGGCUCACCUUGUCAAGCCCAGUUCCUCCUCCUCUGGCUCCAGGAGCUCACGUUCAGGUUCCUCCUCAACCAGGUCAACAGCCAACAGUGCCUCCCGCAGCCAGCGGACUUUGUCAACCGAAGCCACCCCCCAUCUGACCCCUCCCCAGUACAGCCAGAGGGGGACAGGAGGGAAAGAAAUGGAGCCAAAGAAAGUUGACUACAACAACCUGAUGAAAAUGGGAGCAACCUUGGUCAUGGUGCCUGCCCAAAGCAGGGCAUUCCAGACCGUCUGACCUGCUGCUCACCACUCGCCUGGAGAUUUUCUGCUGUCCAGAAGCACUUCACAAACCACCGGCCACGUAGGAAUUGUUAGAUUAGUUAUCUUCCUGGUCAGCUUAAUUUAAUCACUUGUGAUUGAUUAUUCACACUACAAGAAGCCCUCCUACUCACCUCUUUCUUACAUCUUCCAGCACUGAGGUUCUGAUAAAGAAUUAUUUUUUUUUUCCUGAAGAAAGGUAUGUUUGAGGGGAAAAAGGAGCCUUCUUUUUAAAUUAUCUUUUUUUUUUUUUGGAAAUGGAACACUGAGCAUUUUUAAAUUACAGUAGGUAGGUGCUGUACUAAUGAAAUGAAGCCAAACCUCAGGAUUUUUAAAAAGGGAUCAACAUGAGACAUAAGGAUGAAUAAUAAUCCAGAAAGGUUUUCUGGAGAGGAGAAAAGUCUCUGGUACUCUUUUUGGAGAACUUUCUCAAAGGUGCAUUGUCUUUUCUGCAGAUUUUGAGGCAGACUCACUGCUGAGGGUAAUCUGGUGUUCAGCCUCAAAGGGAACUGACACUUGCUCCAUGUUUCCUACUUUCAGUCUUGUAGUGAAAUACUUUUGGAAGCUGUAACUACAGUGGAAAUGAAAGGAUCACUCAAAAAGGUCAAGAGAUGCAGUAUUAAGGCAUGUGCCUGAAGUAACCUCCAUACCAGAGAAAGGACCUUUUAUGUCAAGGAAACAGGUGCUUUACUUGCCAGAAUAAACUUCAUGGUACACCCAGAGAAAUAUGGUCAUGAGCCUGACUCUGCUGUUGGGGUCAGCACUGCAAAGCUGCAGUAACUCCACUGGAGUGGUACCUGUGGCAAAUGAGCCUUAGUGUGAUGAGAACUGGGCCCUGAAUCCAGGGUGAAGGCAUUGCCUCCAAAAGUGAGGGCUGAUAAUCCAUCAAAAAUCCUGGACAAAGCAUUUGGAAGAUAUCUUUGCAGUCAUCAGGUUGGGAAUUCACCAAAGGGGUGAGCCAUGCUUUAGAAGCCUUACAGAGAGCUCAACAAAGAGUAUUCUGGAGCUAAACUUCAGACAUCCAGGUAAAAAUAAAGAUAAAGAGAGCAUCUAGUGAGGAAAAUACACCAGGGAGAAGAUAACCAGCACAGGGUUGCUUCCAUUGGAAAAUAUUCCUGUGCAUUGUCCCAUUUAUACACAAAAUGCUGGGACAUGUUGAGGCUUUUAAACCUUAGCACAAGUCUUUAAAAGUGGCAAGAAUCAUGUUUUCUGUGAUAAAUAAGCCAGAAUAAAUCAUCCCAAAGCAUAUGAAGCCUGCAAGUUGAAGGCCAAUAGGAAAUGAGGAGAGACAGGGACAGGCUUCUUCUGGAAGCAGAUCUGUCAUUUGUAUUUUCCUCUGAAGGACUUGGCUCUGACCACUGCUACACACAAGACACUGAGCUUGU